Arabidopsis lyrata subsp. lyrata is the source of this 1035-nucleotide messenger RNA. Its product is annotated as peroxiredoxin Q, chloroplastic. Gene Ontology annotation, biological process: cell redox homeostasis; cellular response to oxidative stress. Bases 179 to 829 code for a protein of 216 amino acids. Gene Ontology annotation, molecular function: thioredoxin peroxidase activity. The record is from RefSeq and is a predicted model, not a curated record. The transcript has 4 exons. Gene Ontology annotation, cellular component: cytoplasm; chloroplast thylakoid membrane. Lineage: Eukaryota; Viridiplantae; Streptophyta; Magnoliopsida; Brassicales; Brassicaceae.
UGUUUUAAAACGACAUCGUAAUGUGUGAUGUUGUGUUGUUGUGGUGUGGGCCUCUCAUUUCAGAGGUGAGAGAAAAAAUCUUAUCUCUGUGGACUGUGAUUGUGUGAUGUUGUUUCCCUAUCUUCAUCUUCUUCUACUCCAUGCUCUAACCACGUCCUUGUAGAGGAAAAGAAAAAAAAUGGCUGCUUCAUCUUCCUCUUUCACUCUCUGUAAUCACACCACACUUCACACUCUCCCUCAGAGAAAGACCCUUGUCACCAAAACCCAUUUUUCUGUUCCCACAAAAUCAUCAGAAUCUAAUUUCUUUGGCUCCAGACUCACUCACUCGUCGUAUCUCUCCCCAGUCUCUUCCUCUUCUCUCAAAAGCUUAAUCUUUGCCAAGGUUAACAAGGGUCAGGCUGCACCAGACUUCACACUCAAGGAUCAGAACGGAAAGCCGGUGAGCCUCAAGAAGUAUAAAGGGAAGCCUGUUGUUCUCUACUUCUACCCUGCAGAUGAAAGCCCUGGCUGCACCAAACAGGCUUGUGCUUUCAGAGACUCUUAUGAGAAAUUCAAGAAAGCCGGUGCAGAGGUCAUUGGGAUUAGUGGUGAUGACUCUGCUUCUCACAAGGCGUUUGCAAGCAAAUACAAGCUGCCGUAUACAUUGUUAAGCGACGAAGGGAAUAAGGUGAGAAAAGAUUGGGGAGUACCAGGAGACUUGUUUGGGGCAUUGCCAGGGAGACAAACUUACGUCCUUGACAAAAACGGUGUUGUUCAGCUCAUCUACAACAACCAGUUCCAGCCUGAGAAACACAUUGACGAGACCUUGAAGUUUCUUAAAGCUGCUUGAUCAUUCUCUCUUUCUCUUUCUUCGUCCUUAAUGCAUGUCUCAUGUCUGGCUCCAUGACCUUCCCAUACUGUUUCUGUUGAUUAUGAAUUUUCAAUAAUACCAUGCUAUACUAAUGAGAAGUGAGUUGGCUUUGGUCUGGUAAAAAGAUCACAACGGGAUAAGUAUUGAAGAGUGGUUAAAAUGUUGGUCAGAGUUGGAUUGGCAAA